CCGGAAGUUCCCGUGUCUCAUUGCGUGUGCCUUGACUCGGUCGGUUUCCAGACUGUCCGCCGGGAUGAUGGCGGUGUCCCCGGUGCUGCUGCGGCUGGAGUUGGUUUUGUACGCCUGCUGCUUCAUCUGUGGCAUCGUCACCGCCGCCACACUCACCAUCGUCCAGGGCAGCUUCCGAGGUCAGUGUGUGCUGUACGGAACCGUCAGCUACAACGGGACCAUCUGGGUCCAGUCGGCCAGCUCGUCCUCUCUCUGUUAUUUUGUGUCGGCCGUCUCCAUCUUGGUGGCAGUGGUGUGCUUCUCCCUGGUUCUCUACUGGGUCUACACUCUCUGCAUGGAGGCCGACGUGCAAAGGGCGUGCGUGUGGCUGAACCUGAUCAUGGUGGUUUCUGGCGUCUUCCUGUUUUUCCUGCUCAUCGCAGGCUGCGUGCUGAAGAUCGGGCGUGACACGUUCUGCGACUCCAUCAUGCACGCGGUUCCUAACAUAACCAGAUGUCAGGAUGCUCAGAAGUCUACGUGGGCGGGUCAGCUUCAUGGAGAGAGCUUCUACAGCAACCUUCACAAAGCAGAGACGGCCGUCUGGGUCAACUUCUUCCUCUGGCUCACCAUUGGGGUUCUGGUGAUCCUUCAGCGCCGCCAGGGCUCCGGGUCAAAGAUGAUUCCCACACCGGCUGGAGCUCUCUUCGGCGAUUCGGAGACCACUGCAGCAGAGACGGAGCCGUUUUUCAACCGCCCUGGUCGGCCGCAGUGAGGACGCGGUUACAGAAAUGGGAUUAAAACCUUGAACGAACUUGGUGUGUGUGUGUGAACUCUACCAGUAAUCUGAUGAAACUAGUCCCAGUUUGGGAUUUCUGACUGCAUCAUCCAAAGAUUCACACCGACCAAAGCUCAGCUAAUCGUCUGUAUCUAGUUUGUUUCUGUCGUUCAUCUUUCAUUUUAAAUCCACACAUGAUGUGCAGGACUGUCAUUUCGCUUCAAUCAGAUUAGAUUAAAGCAGCUUUUUCCUUAAACUCAUGAAAAAAUUAAAGUAGAUUUCCUCA
Messenger RNA from Nothobranchius furzeri (turquoise killifish), 1040 nucleotides. RefSeq names its product transmembrane protein 179Ba (gene tmem179ba). The record is from RefSeq and is a predicted model, not a curated record. Lineage: Eukaryota; Metazoa; Chordata; Actinopteri; Cyprinodontiformes; Nothobranchiidae.